CAAUCUUUUGUCGCCCUGCAAGCUGCAUCAGGCUUUAUCCUACUUUUUCCUUUGGUGAACCAGGUUCACUUAAACCUGCAAAAAGAUGACCAAUCUCUUGAGAAGUGUUGUCACCGUAAUUGAUACUUUCUACAAAUACACCAAACAGGAUGGGGAGUGCGGCACACUGAGCAAGGAUGAACUAAAGGAACUUCUGGAGAAAGAGUUUCGUCCAAUUCUGAAGAACCCAGAUGAUCCAGACACAGUGGAUAUCAUCAUGCAUAUGCUGGACCGAGAUCAUGACCGAAGACUGGACUUUACUGAGUUUCUUCUGAUGGUAUUCAAACUGGCUAUGGCCUGCAACAAGGUUCUCAGCAAAGAAUACUGCAAAGCUUCAGGGUCAAAAAAGCGCAGGCGUAGUCACCGACACCGAGAGGAAGAAAGUGAAACAGGAGGCGAAGAAGAGGAUACGUCAGGACAAAACUCAGGUUACAGAUAUUCAAGUUGGAGUGAGGGAGAGGAGCAUGGUUAUAGUUCUGGGAGCUCUAGGGGAACUCCAAAACACAGACAUGGGUCCGGCUCCAGAAGGCUGGGAAGGCAAGGUGGUUUAUCUAGCUCAGAGAACCAAAAGGGAUCUGAAAAAAGGCGCCAUGGGUCCAGCUCUGGUUACUCAUGGAGUAAUGGCAAAGAAAGGCAUGGUUCCAGCUCUGGAGAACUGGAGGGAAAAAGAAACAAGUCACAUGUUAGCCCCUCUAGGGUAUCUGGGGAUGAAUACAAGUCUGGAUGUGGUAGAUGGAGAGGUCAUGGUGGUCUGUCAUAUGAAUAUGAAUCAAACUCUACUCAGUCAAGUUAUGCAGGACAAAAACAUGGGUCUAGCUCUAAAUGUUCAGGAGAUGGUGGGAGGGAAAGUCAUGCAUGUGGUUCCAGCAAUUCAGGUGGGUGUGGAAGACGAAAAACCACUUCUAGUUCUUGUCAGGCAGGUAGAUUUGGAGAGCAAGGAAACCAAUCUAGCUAUACACAAUCAGGUUAUCAAUCAGGAAGUAGUGGAGAAGGUCAUAGAUGUAUCUCCGGAGGUUGGGCCUCUGGAUAUGGUCAACAUGAGCCUAGCUCCGGUAGCCAGUCUACUAGGCAGAAAGGAUAUGGAUCUAGAACAUGUGGUCAACCACAGAAUUGUGGAAGACAACAGGGAAAAGGUUCAUGUCAGUCCUCUUGUUGUGGACAAUAUGGGUCAGGAGUAAGUCAGUCUUCUACUUAUAGUCAACAUGGAUCUGGUUCCGGUGGAAACUCUUCAAACUCUCAUCAAAAGAGGUGUAGUUCAAAUGAAACUUCUAAAUGUGGUCAACAUAGAUCCAGCUCAGGUCAAUAUUCUGGCUUUGGCCAACAUGGGUCAGGCUCAGGUCAGUACUCUGGCUUUAGACAUUGUGGAUGUAGCUCAGGUCAGUCCUCUGGCUUUGGACACCAUGAGUCUACAUCAGGACAGGCUUGCUAUGGUCAACAUGGGUCAGGCUCAUGUCAGUACUCUGGUGAGGGACAAUAUGGAUCAGGCUCAGCUCAAUCCUCAGGCUUUGGACACCAGAAGUCUAUAUCAGGACAGUCUACUUGUGGCCAACAUGGAUCUGGUUCAGGUCAAUCCUCGGGCUUUGGCCAAGCUGGUUCAAGCUCUGGUCAGUCUUCUGGCUUUGAACACCAUGAAUGUAGAUCACAGCAGUCUGGCUAUGGCCAUCAUGAAUUGGGCUCAGGACAAUCAUCUGGCUUUGGCCAACAUGGGUCAAGUUCAAGUCAGUCUUCUGGCUUUGGACAACAUAGAUCAGGCUCAUGUCAGUCCUCUAGUGAUAGUGAAAGGCAUUCAGAAGUCUCACAGAGACACUCAAGAUCUGCUCAAGGGCAGGCUGGAUCUCAACAUGGAGAGUCAGGAGGCACAGUGAGGGGGAGACACGGAACUGCUCAUGGACAUUCAGAAGACACAACCAGACAUGGCCACUCUAGUCAGGGACAUUCUGCUCACACAGGGUCUAGUCAGGUGGGAGGAAGGCAAUUCAGUCACAGUGAGGCUAGCGACAGUGAAAGGCAUUCAGAAUUAUCAGAGAGACACUCAGGAUCCACUCAUGGGCAGGCUGGAUCUCAACAUGGAGAGUCAGGAGCCACAGUGAGAGGGAGACACGGAACUGCUCAUGGACAGUCAGGAGACACCACCAGACAUGGCCAUUCUAGUCAGGGACAAUCUACACACCUGGGUCCAGAGUCCAGUCAGGCAGGAAGCACAGAGCAGGGAAGAUCCAGGCUGGAUUCCAUGGAGUCAGCCAGUGGAGGGCUAGCUGGACAGUGGAAAGACCAUUCUGCAGGACUCAGUCAGAGUCAUCAGAGGAGACGAUCCUCCAGUCAGGAGACACCACCAGACAUGGCCACACUAGUCAGGGACAAUCUACACGGUCAGGGUCCAGUCAGGCAGGAAGACGGGGAUCCAGCCACAGUGAGGCUAGCGACAGUGAAAGGCAUUCAGAAGUCUCAGAGAGACACUCAGGAUCCACUCAUGGGCAGGCUGGAUCUCAACAUGGAGAGUCAGGAGCCACAGUGA
This is a messenger RNA of Capra hircus (goat), 2554 nucleotides long. Its product is annotated as filaggrin-2. NCBI's taxonomy places the organism in Eukaryota, Metazoa, Chordata, Mammalia, Artiodactyla, Bovidae. The transcript has 5 exons. Gene Ontology annotation, molecular function: calcium ion binding; transition metal ion binding. Gene Ontology annotation, biological process: establishment of skin barrier. Bases 86 to 2554 code for a protein of 822 amino acids. Gene Ontology annotation, cellular component: cornified envelope; keratohyalin granule; nucleus. The record is from RefSeq and is a predicted model, not a curated record.